Molecule: messenger RNA, 1426 nt
Organism: Argiope bruennichi
Lineage: Eukaryota; Metazoa; Arthropoda; Arachnida; Araneae; Araneidae
Product: astacin-like metalloprotease toxin 1
Exons: 10
Coding region: 95-1297 (400 amino acids)
Biological process (GO): proteolysis
Cellular component (GO): membrane
Molecular function (GO): zinc ion binding; metalloendopeptidase activity
Source: RefSeq, a predicted model, not a curated record
ACCUGUAGUGCUCUGAUUGUUUAAAUACAAGUUAAAAAUAUUUUUUUUCUGGGUCUCAUUGCACUUCAUCCAGGUGAAGAGCAUUCGAAAGACCAUGGCGACUUUUUACAUAACUCUUCUAGUGACACUAUUGUGUCAUAGUGGUCUUGCUAGCAGCCCUAUGGAAAAUGAAGAGCUAUUCGAAGGAGAUAUCGCUGGAAUAGAUCCAUUUGCUCUUACAGAUCGAAAUGCUGUUGUUGAUGAAGCUGAACUUUGGCCAAAUGCAACCGUGUAUUACGAAAUCGGCUAUAAACUCAGGAAAGUCAAAGACAUAAUCCAGGAAGCAAUCGAUGAGUAUGAAUCUAAGACAUGCAUCAGAUUCAAGCCCAAGACACCUGCUACCAAUGAUUAUGUAAAAUUUACCAUCGAAGGCGGGUGCUGGUCGAAUGUGGGACGCAAGGGAGGUGAACAGGAGAUUUCUCUUAGCGAGGGAUGUCACGAUAAGGUGUCAGCUGUCCACGAGAUUGGUCACGCCCUUGGUCUCUGGCACGAACACAGCAGGUCUGAUAGAGAUGACUACUUGGAGAUAAUUUGGGACAACAUCAAACCAGGUGCUGAACGCAAUUUCCUGAAACUGAGACCGUGGGAAAAUAACUUAUUAGGAGAAGAGUUUGAUUAUAAAUCCAUUAUGCUUUACGGGGAAUAUGCUUUUGCUAAGGACCGUAAUUCGAUGACGAUGAAACCAAAGAAGGAGGGAGUUGUCAUCGGUCUCAUCAACGACAAGCCAGGUCUCAGCGAAAGCGAUGUUCGAAGACUCAACAAACUAUAUGAAUGCGAUGGAAACGUCCGCCCACCGCCACCUGAUAUUCCUGACUUCAAAUGUGAUUUUGAGAAAGACAUGUGUGGUUUUGAAAAUCAUGAAAACAACUAUAAAACUAACUGGAUCCGAGAAAACGGAACAUUAGCAGGAAGAACAGGAAGCUACAUAUACGUGAAUGCUGAAGAUGCCUCCUUCCGUAAAAUUCGUAUUACAUCCCCUUUCUUCGCAUCUUAUGGACGCAGGAAGGCCUGUCUCACUUUUGAUACCUACUUCAAUGGAGGUGGUGUUGUGUCACUUGAUAUCUCUAUACAUAACAUCCAUACAUCAAAACUAGUCAUGAAACAUGUUGAAAAGAGUGAAGAAUGGCAGACAGUCAAAGUCAAUAUAGAUGUCGAAGGUUAUGUUAAAUUUUCGCUGGACGCCCGAACAAGAAAAUCUGACGGCGAAGGCAUCAUUGCUAUAGACAACAUCAUUUACGCGAUGCGAGAAUGUGAAUAAAAGAAAUUGUGAAUUACAGGCCUAUACAUUAUUUAUUACCAAAUGACAAAGAAAAGUUUUGUUACUUAAUAAAAAAGAAUUACAUUUUAUGUAUAUAAUAUAAGCAAAAUAAAAGUCAGAAAGAGCUUA